GCAUGCUCAAUUUGUCAGAAGAAACGCCUUGUGCAAUGCCUCAUGCGAAGGCGGACUCGAAAAGUUUGCCCAGUGCCGCUGGAAGGACCAUUGAUUGUAGAUAUGAAUGCGAAUGCACAGAACGAUAUGAAGAGAUGGCGCAAGACCAAGUCUACAUUAAUGCCGUGCGCACGUGGUUUACAGACUGACAGAGAUGUUCUGGUAUCGACCACCACCAUAGCGUUCUACGAGAUCUUCCUGAACCACUUCACGUCACAAGGCGAGAGCAUGGACAUCCGGAACCAGCUGACAUGGCUUCAGCGUCUCCCACAUCUCGCCACAGACAAACUGGACAAGGCCUCAAUACUGGCUCUCGAAGCAACAGCAACCGCAUAUGGGGCUAUCAUGGGCUCCAACACGGCUAUGACCCGGCAGGCUCAUGAUCUGUACGGCACGGCACUUCGCGCUCACCAGAAUAUACUGCAGAACAGCGGUACCGCAAGCGAUGUCACGAUCCCUAUGGUAUCGACGGGUGUUCUUUUCAGCUUCUUCGAGACCAUGUAGCCAGCUACUGCUGGCGCAUACCACGCCCAUAACUACGGGGCGGCGCGACUCCUCGAGAUCGCUGGGCCGGGGCAGUGUGGAUAUGGCGUGCUGUGUCAGCUCUUCUACCAUGUCAGGAUGCAGAUGUUGUUUAUCCAGGUGGCCACGGAUGGUCUCAACGUCCCGCUGUGCGCAGAAAAUGUUACAUACGGCACAUUGCUGUACGAAGACCCGCCCAUGAUCCAGAAGCCCAUGCGUUGCGUUAUGGCGCUGCAGAAUUUGCGAGCUCGGACUGACGGGGUGCAUGGAUCCUUUGCGAGGCGUCAACGACGUCUGGGCCUACGAGUCGAUGGCUGUGGGACGAGGACAGUACGCGGGCACGUCUUAGCCAGGCUACAGGG
This is a messenger RNA of Didymella exigua CBS 183.55, 923 nucleotides long. RefSeq lists its product as uncharacterized. The transcript has a single exon. NCBI's taxonomy places the organism in Eukaryota, Fungi, Ascomycota, Dothideomycetes, Pleosporales, Didymellaceae. Bases 103 to 543 code for a protein of 146 amino acids. The record is from RefSeq and is a predicted model, not a curated record.